AUGGCUUCUUCACUUCCUAUCUAUUCGCUGCAGGAUGUCUCGCGACAUAACACCACAAAAGACCUCUGGAUAGUAAUCGAAAAGGAGGUUUUCGACGUCACCCAGUUCCAGGCAGAGCAUCCCGGGGGUGAGAAGAUCCUGAAAAAGAUCGCCGGAAAGGAUGCAACGGUCAAAUUCCUCGAGUAUCAUGAAGCAUCAAUCCUCAGCCGUUAUCGAGAGCGCUUGCAAGUCGGAGUGUUGAAGGAGGAGACCCAGACCCCGGAGCCAAAGAGGGGAUUCCUCAGUGGUUUUUUUCGCUCAUGA
Molecule: messenger RNA, 303 nt
Organism: Aspergillus udagawae
Lineage: Eukaryota; Fungi; Ascomycota; Eurotiomycetes; Eurotiales; Aspergillaceae
Exons: 2
Coding region: 1-303 (100 amino acids)
Biological process (GO): sterol biosynthetic process
Cellular component (GO): endoplasmic reticulum membrane; intracellular membrane-bounded organelle
Molecular function (GO): heme binding
Source: RefSeq, a predicted model, not a curated record